CCCCGCGCGGAGCAGAUGGACAGAAGGAUAAGAAAGGACCCACCGCCCGCGGCCGGGUCCCGCGGUUCCGUCCCAGCGGCAGCAGCCUGGCUGCGAAAACCCGCUCUGCUCUCCCAGCUAGCCAGCAGAGGGAAUCGGAACUUUGCUUGCAGCAGCAGGGGCUGAAGCAGCCCUUUUUUUUUUCCUUCUUGGAGGAAAUACUGCAGCCUUCUGGACUGCGUACGCCGCUCCCUGGAGAGGCUCCCUCGGUUCCACCCACCGGCUGGAAGGAGGGGAAGUGAAUGAAAGGACAGGACGAGCCCCGAUCACCAUGUCACUCUGGGAGGGAGACAGCAGCAACUAAGCUGUGCAAGGUGAAGAAAGAGACACACAGAAGACAGGAAGCUGAUCUGCAAGGAUUCGGGAGUUAUGCUGAAAGGACUUUGAUUUUUUUUUUUUUUCUUUCCCCUUUACAAACGCUGGCAAUUGACAUCACUACAGACAGCCUGGUACAGAACAAACUGCCUCAUCCCGAGUGGACCCCGGCGGCUGGGAGAAGGCAGACGAGACCUGGGGAAGCUGUGUGUGCGCUUUUAUUUUUCCUACCGAUCCCCGUCUCCUAGUUUUUGUUGGUGGUUUUUUGGUUUUGUUUUGUUUUGUUUUUGUUUUUUGGCGUGUUUCUUUUUUAUAUUCUUGCUGGGUUGGAACUAGCGAGUGGUGGAAGGCGAGGAAUCUCGGAAGCCUCAUCAGUCAUCGGGACUGUCAGGAAUAGUGGUUUAAGAGGAAGCUCGGCCUGGGGCACUAUACCCUGUCAUCCAGUUCCCUGCCUCGGAGAUAAAGAUUCCAGCUACAUGGGCAAACGCCUGGAUCAGCCACAAAUGUACCCCCAGUACACUUACUACUAUCCUCAUUAUCUCCAAACCAAGCAGUCCUAUGCACCAGCUCCCCACCCCAUGGCUCCUCCCAGCCCCAGCACAAACAGCAGCAGCAACAACAGCAGCAACAACAGCAGCGGGGAACAGUUGAGUAAAACCAACCUGUACAUUCGAGGCCUCCCACCAGGCACCACUGACCAGGACCUAAUCAAGCUGUGCCAACCGUAUGGAAAAAUUGUAUCUACAAAGGCAAUUCUUGACAAAAACACAAAUCAGUGCAAAGGUUACGGUUUUGUGGAUUUUGACAGUCCCGCAGCUGCACAGAAAGCGGUAGCAUCUCUCAAGGCAAAUGGCGUGCAGGCGCAGAUGGCCAAGCAACAAGAGCAAGACCCAACAAAUCUAUACAUCUCAAAUCUUCCCAUCUCUAUGGAUGAGCAGGAACUUGAGAAUAUGCUGAAACCCUUUGGACAUGUCAUUUCCACAAGAAUACUAAGAGAUGCUAACGGCGUCAGCAGAGGCGUUGGCUUUGCCAGAAUGGAGUCUACUGAGAAAUGUGAAGUGGUAAUUCAACAUUUUAAUGGAAAAUAUCUGAAAACACCACCUGGCAUCCCAGCCCCUAGUGAGCCUUUACUGUGCAAAUUCGCUGAUGGAGGACAGAAGAAGAGGCAGAACCAAAGCAAAUACACCCAGAACGGAAGGCCUUGGCCCCGGGAAGGAGAGGCUGGCAUGGCUCUGACCUAUGACCCCACAGCUGCCAUACAAAAUGGAUUUUAUUCCUCACCGUACAGUAUUGCAACCAACCGCAUGAUUCCACAGACAUCUAUCACGCCAUUCAUUGCUGCCUCCCCUGUCUCCACAUACCAGGUCCAGAGUACUUCAUGGAUGCCUCAUCCGCCAUACGUUAUGCAACCAACAGGUGCUGUGAUCACGCCGACAAUGGACCAUCCGAUGUCAAUGCAGCCAGCAAACAUGAUGGGCCCCCUGACACAACAGAUGAACCAUCUUUCGUUGGGCACAACAGGAACGAUUCAGUCCCAAGACAGGAUUAUGAUACUCCACCAGCUGUUGUGUCAGUAUAUGACUGCUGCCGCUCCUAUGCAAGGGACCUACAUUCCCCAGUACACGCCUGUGCCUCCGACAGCUGUUUCUAUUGAAGGUGUUGUUGCUGAUACCUCUCCCCAGACAGUGGCACCUUCAUCCCAGGACACCAGUGGUCAGCAGCAACAGAUAGCAGUGGACACAUCCAAUGAACAUGCAUCUGCAUAUUCUUACCAACAGUCUAAACCAUAAACAAGACUGAAGAAUGUCCGUCCGAAACUUUGCCUUGAAUGAAGAGACUUCAUUGAACAAGAAGUUGGCUUCCAGUUUGCACAGGCGUCAAUGGAAUGCUUUUUUUUUUUUUUAAUUUUGUACUUUACCCAACGAAAACAAAGCGUUUUGUGUGCUGUGCAAAUGGGUCCUUCAUGUGGUCUGACAGUUUAUUUUUUGCCAUCAUUUUUUAAAUUAAAGUAAAAAAAUAAAAUCCCAGAAGAGGAAAAACAAAAACGAAACAUGGAAGGUUGACAUUUUAUCUGGAAGAACAUUUGAAGUCAGAAUUGACCUGAAGGUGUAGAUAGAUUUUUUUUUUUUUUUUUAACAGAAAAUCGGAUGUCAAGAGGUGGGCAAGCAGAAAUGGAAACUAAUUGUCUUCCUCAGUAAUUAAGCUACUCUCUUUUUUUCCUUCUUGUUUAAAUGUGGGUUGUUUUUUAAUUUUUUUUCUUAGAAAUAUUUAGGUAAGGUUUAUCUUGAAUCUUAAUUGCCUUAAUUUUAAGGACGUCAAAGGCUCUCGAGGCAAGCUGUCAACGUCUUGUUAAAAAAAAUCCAGAAAGAAUUGAAAUAUUGUGCCGGCUUUAACUGGUGCAGAAGCUUAAGACUGUGAGUUUUUAGGAUGAAAAAAAAAAAACUGUACAGUUUAAAAGAAAAUGUUUUUCUUCAUUUGAAGAAAAUUUGUUGAUAAAAAGAAACCAUGGCAACUGCAAGAAUUGGAAAAAUGCUGGGACUUUUCAUGAACUUUGUCUUAAGUGUUGAACCAUUCGAGAAGGCUAAAACAUUUUAUGGUAAAGUUAUUAAGGUUGGUUUAAAAAAAACAACUGCAUUAGAAAUAAUGCGUGUUUGGGGGGCAGAAUGCAGAUUUUUUUAAUUUACAAAGCGUGAUUGCUAGCAAAAGCAUUAGUGCUUUUUAUCUGCAGUCUUUUUUAUGAGCUUUACAGAGUUUUUAGUCAGCUUUGCUUGUCACAUUGCAAAACCUAGCUUAAGAGCAUUAAAAAAAAACAAAAAACAAAAAACUUAAGUAGAUAGGAGCUUAUGGUCAAAAGUGCAAAACAAAACAAAACAAACAAAAAAAAACAAAAAACAAAAAAAGCAAUAGAUAGAGAAAUUGUUGACAAUUUCUGUAGUCUUUCCUAGUUGUGAUCAAAUUCAGCCUAUGGAUGGCCUAUUUUAUACCAAAGAUGAAGUGGUACCCUAUUGCAGUCCAGAAGAUAGAGGUUGUUUUUCUUUACUUUUCUCUUAAAAUUUUUAUUUGACCUACAUGGCCGGACCAGUUCUUACUUUGUUGUUUGUUUAAACUACCUUCCACUGGUAUUUUACAUACUGCAAAAAGAAAAAUUUUUUUUGUAUAUUUGUUGUUAGUAGAAUCUUGCACCUGCUGUGUUCAGCGGUUUCAGCAUGAAGAGUUCUGGAUACCAACUGAUAGAGCCAAAUGGCUUUCAAUUCCAUGAGCUUUUCCACUUCCUUGCUAGCUCUCUUGAGUAGUGAAACCUGUAUGGAUGGCCACCAACCAGCUAAGACACUUUUUUAACAGGUUGAAAUGUUUUUGUGAAUUUUGAAUGAAAGACACUUCCUGAACCUGGUCUGAAGGGUCACUUGUCAAAAAGAAGCUUAGUGAUAUUCUGUUAAGUGGUGAGUGGUCUCCUGAAAAGGUCUCAUUGCAUUUGUAACACUAGUCUUCCUUCUAAAUUCCAACACCUCUUGAUUUUGUCUUUUGCACCUUAGUCUUUGUCAUCAUCCACCAUGAAUAGUCACCUUGAUUCUGCAGUUGGGAAGGGAUAUCUUCUUUUUGCCUUUUUUCAUUGUAUUUUCAUAUCCUGGUGUUGUCAGAAGAAAGACAAAAUAGGCCUUUUUAUUUCAGUUUAACUCUCUGAGGCAAGUAGGACCAAUAAGAUUGAGUACUCUAUUAGUGGGAUUUAGGUAAGCUUUUAAUAUGCUAGUUGACAAUCAAGAAAUUCUAUGAUUUAUAUUAAUAAGAACCAAAACAAUUGGGUUUGAUCAAUCAUUAAAGCCAAAGGAGAUAUAUUUGCAUUGAGAAGGGUGCAAAACUUUCUCAAAAAUGGAUUAAAUUGAUGUAACAAACAUCUCUGCAUAUUUGGUUCAUGAAAUCCAUAUUCUGCCUGUACAGUUUUACCUGAAACUAAGGACAAUGAAACUUUAACUGAACCAUGCCCUAGAAUUGCUUUCUGAAUGAACCAUUAGAAUCAAAUAAGUGAAACUCUCUUCACAAACUGAGUCAUAGGAACCUGUCUUAGUCCAGAAAGAAGAGGUAAAUACGUGAAGUGCACUAUAAAAGAAAGCAAAGUAGGCUUUUAAAAACAUUGAAACAAAUUUCAAAGAUAAAUUAUAUUCCCAUUAGGUCAACAUGAGCAAUGAGUUUGACUCAUAUGAAAGUGUCAAUAUUCCACUUUUUGUGACUUACAAACAGAAAAGCCUAGUGUGGAAACAGACCUGGUUCUCUUAUUUGCAACACCAUGUAUUGAAAACUCAAAUCUAGAGAGUGACUCCCUAUCUUUGUGAUCAAAUUAGAGGCGAAAAUAUAUCCAAGAAAAUGGAACGUGCUACAGAGAAAUUCAAACUGGUCACAUCCAUCCUUAUGAUUUUCCAUGCUUUCAAAAGAAUCCUACGUUUCUACUUCCUUCUGUUCCAUCCUUCAGCCUCUCAUGUAUUUUAAGGGUGGCACUUAAGUUUUAUCUUUGAGAAGUGGGCCCCCAAGUUUCAGGGGGUAUAAACAAACAUGUAUGGGAACUGUAUUUUCUGUUUCUUUUUUCACUCUCUGAACUCUUUGUAUAAAUAAGGAUGAUCCUGGGCAUAAUUCAUUUGAAUAUGAAACCAACAUGCUUUCUUUUGUUUCUGUAAAAAAUAAUAAUAAUAAUAAUAAUGUGAUACAAAGAAAGUCUCAUUUACACAAUCAACAAUGAGGCUAAGAGGUAGCUACCAUGUGGCUGAUGAGUGUGCCUAGGUAACUUCCUGUUUCUAUUCAAAACAACUGCUUUAUUUAUACAUUCAGAAACAUUUUUUUCAACUAUGAAAUUUCAAUGAUCUCAAUUUUUUUAAGCCACUUCAGGCAAAAGGAAAUUACCUGUCAUUUUAUGUAUUCAUGUGUGUUUUGUGUUUGGAUUUUUUAUAUCAUGCCAUUCUAUAAAAUAUCUUAUUUCAAGUCAAAAAGAAAAAAAGAAGGGAAAAAUGGCACAUGUUCAAAUUUGCAUCUGUCAUCUUAACUAAUCAUUGUUUUAAGAGUCAUGUCUGGGGGGAAAAGCAUCAACAGGUAAGCAGCAUUACAUUGUAUUACAAAUAAAACAAACCAAAAUAUGUGUCCAAUAUAUGCAGACAUCAGGAAUUUUAAUUUAAUCAACAAUCGAUAUGUUGGUUAUUUUAAUCCUGUUUAGGACUGUAAUCUUUUUUGCUUUUGAAGUAUUCUGGUUCACCAGGUUUUGACGCAUUUAUUCAGAUAUUCAAUUUUCCCUCUCAACUGUAGUUGCCAAAACGUAAUCUAAACAUUAGGAAACAAACUAUAGCCAGAAUCCAAACGGGAUAAACACUAUCUCAUCCAAACUGUAGUCACAUGGUCAGUGGAGGAGUGCAGUUUUUUCUGUUUUUAUUGUUUUUAAAUAAUGAUAAGCUAUUGUCAGGGGUGGCAAAGUAUGCCUAGUGGCUGGGGGCUCCUCAUGGUCUCCUGAAAAUGUCAUGGACCCUAAGUGAACUAAAUGUGAUACUAGCAGGGGCUGGUGACUGUCCUUGAACAUUGGCAUGUCUUGAGUAUUGCAGGUGACAUAAUAUUCUAAAAAAAAAAUCCUCUAGCUGACUCCAGUUCGGUCAGGGUUAGUUUGUUUCCUUGGUAGAUUUCAAUUGUUCACGUGUUGUCUCCAUGCUUCACCUGAAUCAAUUCUUCCUGUGACCUUAACGGAUCUGCCACAUUUGACAGCAUGUAAGACUCACCUUCACCUUUCCUAAUGAAAACCACACGGUGUUAAAAGCGCUCACCUUAGAGCUGGGAGGCUGAGAGCAGGUGGCUGGAUGGGACUGGAAAUUCGCUGUACCUGCAGAAUGCACCGACCCUUUGCAAAACUGCUUUAAAACUAUUUUUAAUUCACAAAAAAAGUACUUUUCCCCCCCAAAACAAAUUUAUUUGAAUAAUCGGGAUGCCAUUAGAUACCUAUGUACCUUUUACAGUGGCCUAAAAUCUCCAUUCACGCAAAGUGAGAUUUGAUUUAAAUAGGACCUUUGCAGUCUUCACGACUGAGAAGUUUCAAUGUGCUGUCUAGACAGAUUAUAAUGUUAGUAGGAGACUAAAAAUACAUUUGACAAUUGAGCCUCAUGCUUCAUUUGAGCACACACACCAUUGCAGAUGAGCUGAUAAACAGAAAUUCUUAAGUGGGUUUCAGUGAUAAAUGUUUUCAUAUGAUAGGAAAUCAAGUGAAAGGAUAAUAUUUGUGUAUAACAACACUUGGCACGUUUGAGGAUCACUUCAAAAUAAAGUUAAAACAUGUCAUGGAGCCCUUGAUCUGUAUUAUCUUGUCCACAGUGGGGAGUAAAGGAGGAGAUUUUGUUUUCAUGUUAUUGUGGCUGGCAUGCUUCAAAAUUUGGAGCUCCCUGGGACUGACAGCCUCUCAUGCAAUCUGAGGCGCUGGUGUGAUUGAAACAGGCUCAUUGAUUCCCUGCACUGUCCCCUUCCUGUGGCAGAUGAUAAUGGGAUUUCAUUAAUGAAUCAACUCGUUUUACAAAUAACAUCCACUGUGGCAUUGGAAGGCAGCUGAGUCUAACUCAGAUGUAACACUUUUCACCAAACAUUUUAAAAUACAUCAUUAGUCUUUUCAUCCAAAUGCUUUUGGUCAAGGCUGUCCUUUGUAGAUUACGUGGCUCAGGAAAGUACAAAAGCCAAAUGUAAGAUCCCUGAGUGGCCCCCACAAUCUUUUACGACGUAGGGCAGGGAACUCCCCCCAGAUGGUUGAUACCUUUGAUCUUUGGUCUUAUACCCCAAUACAUGUGCUCCCUGUCACACACGCACGGGAUGGAUGCCUUCUCAAUAUUCAUUUCUUUGUAUUUCUGGGAGGGAGAAGGGUGUUUCAAGAAAGGCUUCCUUCACUCAGGAAGCGUUAAAGCUGAAGCAGAGGUGAGAUCAGGCUUGGAGUCUGCACAGGAACCACUAGGCCACCAAGUCACGCUUUCCUUCCAUCUUACACCGGUUGGUAACCGCCCGUGACGGAAUCUUGCAGAAAUACAAUCACUCUCAAUUUUUGAAGGGCUAAUUAUCUACUUUGUGCAUUUCCUCUGUCUUUUCUUUUCGACUCUUAAAACUUGGGGCUCUAUUUCCUUUUAUUAACAUGUCACCCUGAGGGUGGAAAAAGAAACAAUGGGAAAUAAAAUUCAAAUCAGUCUAUUUUGCUUUUUGUUAAGUAUUGGUUUAUUGAAGGAGUUUGAAAUCAUUUGUAAAAAUUAAUGUCAGAGCAUUAUAUACUGUUGAUUUUUUAUUACCCAUGAUGUUCCCAUCCCAUCCACCACAAAUAACUGAGAGUUGGCUGUAUUCUUGCAGAGUAUAAAGAAAAAAAACUGUAGCUAAUAAUUUGGCUUCCCCCGCAAAAAAAGCUGUUUUGGUUUCGUUAACUUUUGAAAUUUGAACCAGUAGAAAAGGUCAACUCAGAAUUCAGUUAUGAGAAUAUAAUAGCAGCUCUUGGUUAAAGACACACUCUUGUCCCUAUCUUAAGUCUUUCACCAAAAAAAAAAUCCACACAAUUCAUUGUUUUGUUUUGUUUUUGUUUGUUUUUUUACUUUUCAUUACUGUAUUAAGGCUGAACGACCUUGACAAUCCAGCGGAUUUAUUUAAAUAAUCAUUUCAAAUUUAAAUAGUGUCCAAAGUGUAACUUUAGUGUUACACUUUGUAUUUUAAACCCUCUGGUCUUAGAUUAUUAAGAAAGAUGCUCUGUCCGCCUCCCUAAAUAUGUUAUUUCCUCAUAUAUAAAAAAGGAGUCAUUCCACACUUUUCAGGAACUGUAAGUACAAUUUCAAAGAGACACUUGAAAAAGUUUUUUCCAUUCUGGAAAUCAGUGCUUUCAUUUCUUUAAAAAGAAGAACUAAUUGGAAGAUUAAUUUUAAAAAUAUAUGGGUAAAAGUGUUCUUGCUAUGAAAUAUUCAGUACACAAUUUCUUAAAAAAAUUGGGACACAGCUUCUUUUAAACCCCUGGUUUCAGGCCAUAUUUGACUUCAUGGAACUUCUGGAGCAUCUAAUUUUGAACUUAAUUUAAGAGCAUUUUGUACUGCUGUUCUGACUGUCAUGGAAAGUUCUGUAAUUCUAUGGUGUUUCUGGUUUUAUUUUUAAUAUUUUCAUCUGUACCACAGUCAAACUAGCUACCAUUUCCCCCAUUCCUUGGGCUUUCUGUAGAUCAGUGGAUGUUAGGUUUAAACUUCUGUUUUCUUUGAUGAAGCUUUCAAUAAAAAAUGAAAAUAAAAUCAA
Messenger RNA from Miniopterus natalensis, 8613 nucleotides. The record is from RefSeq and is a predicted model, not a curated record. NCBI's taxonomy places the organism in Eukaryota, Metazoa, Chordata, Mammalia, Chiroptera, Miniopteridae.